Esox lucius (northern pike) is the source of this 982-nucleotide messenger RNA. Its product is annotated as Ig heavy chain Mem5-like. The transcript is spliced from 5 exons. The record is from RefSeq and is a predicted model, not a curated record. NCBI's taxonomy places the organism in Eukaryota, Metazoa, Chordata, Actinopteri, Esociformes, Esocidae. Bases 71 to 799 code for a protein of 242 amino acids.
UCUCCUCACACUCCAACCUGUUCAUCUCUCAUCUGGACAGUAAGGGUUGUUCACAUCACACACGGACAACAUGCUGGGGACACUCUGCACUCUCAUCACUGCUCUAACAUGUGUCAGUGGUGUGACUGUGGUGACACAGAAGCCUCCUGUUGUGACAGUGAGGAAAGGAGAGAUGGUCACUAUGGACUGUAACUUGGGAACUGUUACUAACUAUGCUGCUUGGUAUAAACAGGUUCAAGGAGGUGUUCCUCAGUAUGUUGUAUGUUGGUAUCAUGGUUGGAAGCCUGAAGAAAUAAAAUAUGGUUCUGGUUUCUCCUCUCCUAAAUUCACAUCUAAUCAUCAGUCUACAUCAGAUUACCGUUUGAUUAUUAAUAAUGUGGAGGAGUCAGACUCAGCAGUGUAUUACUGUCAUACAUGGGACAGCUCUGCUAAAGAGUACGUAUUCGGACAAGGAACCAAGCUCAUUGUCACUGACUCUACUCUCCCUCCACCUGUCUUGACCAUCCUCCCUCCAUCCAGUGAUGAGUUGAAGUCCAGUAAAGUCACCCUGGUGUGUCUGGCCAGUCAGAUGGCCAUGGGCUAUGCUGAUGUCAGCUGGACCGUGGGUGGGAGUCCAGUCACCAGUAACAUCGUUACCAGUACUGCUGUACCACAAGAUGACAAGACGUUCCAGCUCAGCAGCUAUUUGACCAUUGACACGUCAGAAUGGAACCAGGACAAAGAGUUCUCAUGUAAAUUCACUGUGGGCUCCAAGUUCACUGAGAAACGCAUCAAGAAGUCUGAAUGCAGCAAUGAAUAGUAGAAACCUGUAAAGUGAAAUGUUUUAUCUUGCACAUGCAAUAUUUUAUUUAAAGGAAGAUAAAUCCUUGUAUUCAUACAUAGAUCAUAUAUAAUAAACACAGUAUAAUACAUGAUUAACAGAGAAUGUUUGAGCUUUGCAAUAUUGUUUGGAUAUUUAAUAAAGAGCAUAACAGAAAACAAA